AUGAAAGGUUUUAAAGCUUCAAGUCAAAGCAUGCAACAAUCCGACACGCAGGAUCCUAAGAUUAUACGCCUUAAUUCUCAACGUCCCUCUUCUCAACCACAAGAUCUUAAUAUUCUACGACUCAAUACUACUCAACCGCAAGAUCUUAAUAUAUUACACCUUAAUGCUCAACGUCCUAAUACGCAUGAUCCGAAUGCUCAACGUUCUCAUAUGCAAGGUUCCUGUGGUCAACGAACUAAUGAUCAAGCUCAGCAAUCUAAUGCACAAUCGUCUAAUGUGCAACAUCAAAAUUUCAAUACUAAACUUCCUAGUAUUAAAGAAUUAGGUAUAUCAUGGGUAGCAUCAGAUGAUUUUCAUACUCAACGUCCUAUCACAAAGGUUUCCAUCACUCAACGUUUUGAUAUGCGACGAGAACCAGGAACAUCCUCAACGCAAAAUAUGAAUCUGCAAGAACCGCGGGAAGCAUCAAGUUUAUCUCGAUAUCCCAUUACACAAAGUCGCAUCGCGAAACGUUCUGAUUUUCAAUGUCCUAGCAUUCACGAACUAGGUACAUCUUUAAUGCGAGAUACCGAUAUACAAAAAACGUGGACAGCAUCAAAUUUAUUAUCAACUAGUCCUAAACCUCAAGAUCGACAUCCCAUUACACAAAUUCCUACCGCGCGGUGUUCUGAUAUGCAACGUCCUAGCAUUCAAGAUUUAAGUACAUCUUUAAUGCAGGAUACCGAUAUACAAAAAACCUGGACAACAUCAAAGCUAUCAACAAUAUGUCUUAAUUCUCACUCUCAACAUCCCAUCACGAAACGUUCUGAUAUGAAACUUCCUAGUAUUCAAGAAUUAGGUACCUUUUCAAUGCAACAUACGCAAGAAUCAUCUAGUCUGUUAAUAACGCAAACAAGUACAUCAUCAAAUUCGUCAAACACUUCGUUGGCAAAACGUCCUAAUUCCCAAGAACCGC
This is a messenger RNA of Dentiscutata erythropus, 955 nucleotides long. The record is from the annotation of a GenBank genome assembly. Lineage: Eukaryota; Fungi; Glomeromycota; Glomeromycetes; Diversisporales; Gigasporaceae.